GCCGUCGUUAGUCUUUAAGCUGAGACAAUCAUCAGCCUACCACAUUGGGCAAAUUUGUUGCUCCUCUGUCUACCGCCAUAGCCAGCAGCAGUACGUAAAUUGGCGCGGGUAAAAUGGUCCGUCCGUCCGACUUUCCCACCGAGGCCAACCUGCCACAAGGGGGACACAAGGUUAAGAUUGGCACACGAUCACCAAGGACGAAGCCAUGCAGGGCGAGCAGACGGCAGACGGACGAGGUAGAAGGCCACUCGACUCGUCAUUGGUCCUCGUUGCGGCGAGCGUGUCCGACGGGACAGGUCAUCGCCGGUUGUUCCAACGCGCGGAAAUUCUCCGGGGCGCGACCAGUCAUAAAUUCUUAUAUCGCCGAUAUGCCUUCCCACAUCUCACCACGUGGAGGGAGGCCGUCCAGCAACUUGUUCCUAGCUCGACCCUCGGUGCGACUGGUAGGGCGAGAUGUUGGCCUGAGAGAACGGCUAAUUUUUCUUAUCGGGAGGAGUCGCACUUCUGUCGGCUCAACUGGCGAAAGCUGCACUUUCCAUCUGAGCCAGAAUGCACCCCAUCGGAUCAUAUUCCGCCCUCGGUGUGCUCGAGAGUGGAGAUAGGUAACAAGAAGAGGCCGCCUGAGGGACAUGUGAAUGACGCUUCGACGACGCCUGAUUCUUGUCGUGGGUGCGAGACUACACAAUCGAUAUGACAUCUGAGCUCAGCGGUGCUCAGCGGUGCUCAGCGGUGCACCAUCGGGGUGCCUUCUUCUUCUACUUUCGCAUUGCUGCAGUUG
Molecule: messenger RNA, 778 nt
Organism: Acaromyces ingoldii
Lineage: Eukaryota; Fungi; Basidiomycota; Exobasidiomycetes; Exobasidiales; Cryptobasidiaceae
Exons: 1
Coding region: 206-694 (162 amino acids)
Source: RefSeq, a predicted model, not a curated record